AUGCCCACCGAGACCAGUGGACGGCCACUGUUGCCCCAGACGGCGCAGAUGCAGAGCUUCACGUUCGCGCCGCCAACACUGGCACCGCGCGAGAACCAGCGCAACUAUGUAUUUGUGGAUGAGCAUAACAGACAUAAGCGACUGAAAGCUUGCAUCCGUCUCAAACUCAACUGCGUGCCGCCGACUGUCAGCUACGACAAGGACUUUAACGGCUCGCAAGAGUACGAAAUUGAUUCGAAGCCAAUUCAAUAUGGCUCGCCAGACGACCCGUCCCAGCACGACUACCAGUCUCAUCCGUCCAUGCCACACGGCAUGCACCACCAAAUGCCGCCUUCGAUGCCAACACCUGUCUCGGCCAUGUAUCAGACCUCGCCAUAUGCCAACCAACAAUCGCAAGAGUCCCUCCAGUAUCAGUCCAUGUCGCAGCCUCAGGUUGUUCAGCAAAGCAUGGGCUAUCCUGCAUCGCAGGCGUACUCGCAGUCCUCAGCACCCCCGCCGGCCAUGACAAUGACCCCACCAGAAUCGGAGCCCAACUGGCGCAGCGACUCGGUGUCGAGCAUCACAGAUGCGCUGGGCGAGCUUAAGAUCGACCACACGGCAAUCGAAACACCAGCGCAGGAAGAGUACGAAGUGCAACUACCUGCGUCAGUCAGUUUGGACCACACUGUUCGCGUACCCCCGGAGAUGAUGCCAGCUGAGGAGCAAGCACUACAGUACUUUGACUACUUCUUCACCAACAUUCAUCCAUAUUGCCCAGUCAUCAACAAGGCGUACUUUUAUCAACAAUGGCAGAGCGCGCGAGACUCGAUCUCGCCUUUGAUGCUUGAGGCAAUUUUUGCAUGCUCGACUUUGAUGAUGGGUGACAUCGAAGAGGGCAGCAAAUGGCUAGCGCUAGCGACAAAGCAUGAGGAGAGCUUCAAGGACGUUUCGCGACUGAGUACCAUGCAAGCCAUGGUACUUCUGUUGAAGGCGCGAGAGGCUUCACCAAAGCGAGGGUACUUCUGGCGUUCUUGGAUGGCUACGGUCAGCCUCGUUGCGAUGGCAAAAGACCUAGAAUUGCAUGACCACUACGACACGCACCGCAUGGGCAAAUCUUGUGGUUCAACAGGCCAUGACUGCAUCGCUAAGACGAGGGUAUGGCAGAUGUGUCUUAUCUUCGAGGCCAUGAUUGGAGGUCCUCAAGGACGGUAUGACUAUUCAGUCGAUCCUGAGACUGUUGACUACGACAUGCCGAGGCUGGUCCCUGGCCAAGAUGCCACAGAGUUCCAAAUCGCUCGUCAGUUUGUUCAAUACACUCGCGUUGCCAAGAAUGUCUAUCAGACAGCGUCAUUGUAUGGCAAGUUGAGGAAGAAGAGUGCCGACUGGGCUCUGAGCCCUGCCUUCCUGGGCCACAACGCAGACUUCUCAGUAUGGUUGCGAGAAAUACCGGAUGACAUGCAGAUCGUAUACCCACAAGAUGGCACGGCACCCUGGAUCCCAUCCCACAUGAUUGCAAACAUGCAUUGCUACCACUUCCUGUCGAUCGUCAUGCACUUCCGUCCUCAACUGCACGCGGUGUCGGAGAACUACGAUGGAACCUGGAAGCAGCAUAUGAUGACCUGUUACUCGGCGGCAAAGACAAUGUGCAAGCUUCAAGAAAGUAUACUUAAGACCUACGGCAUGCCAGGGCUGCUUUGCAUGCUCAGAGGUAUCAGCUUCCACAUCUAUGCUGUGCUCACAUGUACCAUGCUGCACUUGGUCGCCAUCACUUGCCCCGAUCCCGACAUACACGGCGACGCCAGGGAGUUCUUUGUACGACACAUGCGUAUUCUCGAGACCUGUGGGCCACACUUUCCCAUGCCGGAGAUGCAGCAGCAGGUCAACAGCCUCCGUCAGGCGUUUUCUGCUGACAUCAGCAAACCAUUCGAGAUGAAGCCAACGUUUCCAUUCGGAAGCCCUCAGGUGGCUCCACAAUCCAGUCCUCUGAGUAAUCAUGGUUCAUAUCGGUCUCGCCACCCGAGCCAAGCAUCGCCAUUGGAACAGCCAGGUCAGGUCAACUACCAUGCACAUCCCAUCACCCCACCAAUCUCGGCUUCCGACCGGGGCGCGAAGGCUGACUCUCCCGCAGCCCAGUCUCUGGUCAUGAUGGCAUCCGGUCAACGUGCACCCCAGUCAGCUACCGGUAUGCAACUGCAGGAGACUGCACAGUGGAAUCCCCAACGCAUCUUCGAGUAUGUAUACCCCACAGCAACAGCCAUCACAAGCACUAACAAGAUAUAG
Molecule: messenger RNA, 2259 nt
Organism: Parastagonospora nodorum SN15
Lineage: Eukaryota; Fungi; Ascomycota; Dothideomycetes; Pleosporales; Phaeosphaeriaceae
Exons: 7
Coding region: 1-2259 (752 amino acids)
Biological process (GO): DNA-templated transcription
Molecular function (GO): DNA binding; zinc ion binding
Source: RefSeq, a predicted model, not a curated record